This is a messenger RNA of Penicillium atrosanguineum, 3381 nucleotides long. RefSeq names its product ssDNA endodeoxyribonuclease RAD2. Gene Ontology annotation, molecular function: DNA endonuclease activity; single-stranded DNA binding. Bases 1 to 3381 code for a protein of 1126 amino acids. Gene Ontology annotation, cellular component: nucleus. NCBI's taxonomy places the organism in Eukaryota, Fungi, Ascomycota, Eurotiomycetes, Eurotiales, Aspergillaceae. The transcript has a single exon. The record is from RefSeq and is a predicted model, not a curated record. Gene Ontology annotation, biological process: nucleotide-excision repair.
AUGGGCGUCACCGGGCUCUGGACAGUGGUUCAGCCCUGCGCUCGGCCGAUCAAACUCGAAACCCUCAACAAGAAACGCUUAGCUGUCGACGCGUCUAUCUGGAUCUAUCAAUUCCUCAAAGCAGUGCGCGACAAGGAGGGAAACGCACUGCGCAACUCUCAUGUCGUGGGAUUCUUCCGUCGGAUAUGUAAGCUGCUUUAUUUCGGCAUCCGCCCUGUUUUCGUCUUCGACGGAGGCGCCCCGGUUCUCAAACGACAGACGAUCGCAGGUCGCAAGAAGAGACGCGAGGGCCGAAGAGAAGAUGCUACACGGACGGCGGGGAAGCUGCUUGCGGUGCAAAUGCAACGAAGUGCCGAAGAAGAAGCUGAACAGCGCCGUCGAAAUCGGGACCGCAUUCAGGAAACGGAGGAGGCUGUUCCCGAUGCGCCUCUGUACGCGGAUGAGACUCUCAUGACUGAGCAGGAGAAGCAAAAAACACGCAAAUUCAAGAAGAAGGACGCUUAUCAUCUACCAAACUUGGAUGUUUCGUUGGAACAGAUGGGAGCUCCGAAUGAUCCACGAAUUAUGUCUCAAGACGAACUAGAAGAAUACGCACGGCAGUUCCACCAAGGACAAGAUAUCAACCUCUACGAUUUUUCCAAGAUUGACUUUGACAGUCCUUUCUUUCUCAGUCUACCCGCAUCUGAUCGAUACAACAUCUUGAAUGCCGCGAGACUCAGAAGUCGUAUGAGGAUGGGUUAUUCCCAGGAACAGUUGGAUAUUAUGUUCCCAAAUCGUAUGGACUUUUCAAGGUUUCAAAUCGAGCGGGUUAAAGAGCGAAAUGACUUGACGCAACGACUAAUGAACAUCAACGGCAUGAAUGGAGAAGAGGCAUUUUACAACUCCGGUCAACGAAUCGCUGGCGAGCGUGGCAGGGAAUAUGUCCUCGUCCAAGAUAGUGAGCAUGCAGGUGGCUGGGUGCUGGGUGUUGUUGGGAACAAGAAUGAAGGGUAUGAGGACAAACCUAUUGACGUGGAUACAUACGGUUUGCCAGAAGCCUUGUCUGGAUCGGAAGCGUCGGACGACGAGGAGUUCGAAGACGUUCCGAUCGAAGGGCUUAACAGGCUGCCCAAACUUCCAUUUCUGAAAGAGGGUGUUUUCGACCAGUCUCUUCAUCAAGAGCAAGAAGAUGCGGACAUUCAAAGGGCACUCUUUAAGUCUCACCAAAAUAGACGAGACUCUAUUGGAAGUGCUGAUGACGACGAACUUUUCGUCCGAGAUGAAAAUACCACCGAAGACUUCUUCAAUGACGAUGGAGAUGACGAUCUUGAAAGAGCGAUUGCUCUCUCCAUGCAACCGAACGAAGCACCCGACGAAGAUUUGCCUGAUAUCAGCAUUAAUCGAGCAACAGACACGACAACACCCCUUGGGCCCAUGGAAGACCUUUCCGAAAGCGAUGACGACGGAAUGGACUUUUCAGCUGCGAUCGCACAGACAAAAGUCUCAAAGAAGCCGCAAGCUGCCAAUCCAUUCAGUGGCCCUCUUCCCUUCGAACCCAUCACUCUCAACAAGUCGACUAAACCUGCCCCGCCUGCUGAGGUUGAUGAAGAUGCUGGAGGUUUCAUAAAGGAGCCUACCAAAAAGAAGAAGACCGAUCCGCUUCCACCGUGGUUUGUUGGCGAGCGACUGAAUCAGGAAUUCAUUGUAGAUAGGCCUUCCGACGAUCGGGAUGAUGCGACGGAGCAUGAUCGUGUGGUUUUCUCUAACCGUCGAUCGCCGGAUAUUAUUGAUAUCGAUAAAGUGCCAGACACAAAAGAGGUUGUUGAUCUAGACGAGCUAGAGGAAAAAGAAACGGAGGCCAAGGCUCCUAUUGAAAUCAUUCCGGACGUGGAAGAGACGAAACCCAAAUCUCCAGAGGUUGAGGCUUUGGAGGAGCCAGUGGGAAAGAAAUCUCCCACUGAGGAACUUCCUACUAAAUCUACAUCCGAGAAGGAAGAAGAGCCCGAGGCUCAGUCACGGCCUCCCCAGGCCGAGUCUUCGCCUGAACCUGAGUUCGAGGACGUGGGCCAGGCACCAGCUCCCGGUCUGGAGACUACGGUCGUUGCUGAUCAGCACAAGCCUAACCUUAACCAGACGGAAGAGGCCAACGUUCCGAAACAGCCUUUCCACGUUGAGCCCUCUCCCGAGCCAGACUUUGAAGAUGUUUUGGCUCAACCGCCAACGCAAGCUCCGGAAAUCAUAGUGAUCUCUGACCAACACCCCAAGCCGCAAGUCGAGCUCACCCGGCCUGAUCAAUUUGUCGAAGACGAUGUUGAUUUCAGCGACCCUGAAGAUGAAGACCUGAUGCAACAGCUUGCUGCUGAAAGCGAAGAACACGUCCGCUUCGCGCAGACCCUGAAUUCGGCAGCACCUAUCCAGGAUGCCUUUGACUACGAACAAGAGUUGAAGCAGCUCCGAAAUCAGCAGCGCAAAGAUCGACGUGAUGCUGACGAGGUGACUCAGAUCAUGAUCAAUGAGUGCCAGCAGCUGCUUACACUCUUCGGAUUGCCCUAUGUUACUGCGCCCAUGGAAGCCGAAGCGCAAUGCGCCGAGCUCGUCUCAUUGGGUCUUGUGGAUGGCAUUGUCACGGAUGAUAGCGAUAUUUUCCUCUUUGGAGGCACCCGGGUCUACAAGAACAUGUUCAAUCAGAGCAAGUUCGUGGAAUGCUACCUGACGUCCGACUUUGAGAAGGAGUACGCCCUCCACCGGCGCAAGCUCAUCAGCUUUGCGCAUCUCCUGGGUAGCGAUUACACAGAAGGCAUCCCGGGAGUCGGACCCGUGACCGCGCUGGAGAUCAUCACUGAGUUCUCGAGUCUAGAAGAGUUUCGUGACUGGUGGGGGGAUCUCCAAAUGGGCGUGAAUAAGCCCGAUGAUCCCCACCAAGCCUUUCGGAAGAAAUUCCGGAAGAAGGCUUCGAAGAUCUUCCUCGCUCCUUCCUUCCCUGAUACUCGAGUCGACGAGGCUUAUCUCGAGCCCGAGGUCGACUCCGACCCGUCACAGUUCCAAUGGGGUAUACCCGAUCUCAACGGACUGCGACACUUCCUCAUGGCGACGAUCGGCUGGAGUCAGGAACGUACCGAUGAGAUCCUGGUACCUGUCAUUCGCGAUAUGAAUCGACGGGAGCAGGAAGGCACGCAGUCGAACAUCACGCAGUUCAUGCAGGGACCCCAGGGCGCGGGAGCCUUUGCGCCCCGAGUCCGAGGCAGUGGACCGAGUCGCAUGGAGCAGGCGUUCAACCGACUGCAGCAGCAAGCCCAAGGGGCAGAUCGGUCGGGCGAAGCCGAGGAAGGUUCGGGAUCGAGGGGGAAACGAGGGGCAUCGAAAGGCAGUGCCAAGGGCCCGAACAAGAAACGCAAGACAUGA